GCGGCCCCGGUCCCUGCGGGCGCCGCCGCCGCCGCCGCCGCCGCCACCGCCACCGCCGCCGCCUCCGCCUCCGCCGCGCGCGGGGUGGGGACGCGUGCCAUGGAGGAGACGCCGCCCCCGCUGCAAACCGGCAGCAAGCCGCACCUGGAGAAGCUGACCCUGGGCGUCUCCCGCAUCCUGGAAUCUUCUCCAGGUGUGACAGAAGUGAGCAUAAUAGAGAAGCUGCCUGCUGAACGUCAUAUGAUUUCUUCAUGGGAACAAAAAAACAAUUGUGUGAUGCCUGAAGAUGUGAGAAACUUCUAUUUGAUGACCAAUGGUUUUCAUAUGACGUGGAGUGUGAAGCUAGAUGAGCACAUCAUUCCACUGGGAAGCAUGGUGAUUAACGGCAUUUCAAAACUGACUCAGCUCAACCAGUCUUCCAUGUACUCACUUCCUAAUGCACCAACUCUGGCGGACCUGGAGGAUGAUGACGAAGGCAAUGAAGAGCAACCAGAGAAACCUCACUUUGAUUGUCGCAGCGUGAUAUUUGAACUGGAUUCGUGCAAUGGCAAUGGGAAGGUUUGCCUCGUCUACAAACAUGGGAAACCUGGAUUAGCUCACGACACUGAGAUCUGGUUCCUGGACAGAGCAUUAUACUGGCAUUUUCUCACAGAUACCUUUACUGCCUAUUACCGCCUGCUCAUAACCCACCUGGGCCUGCCCCAGUGGCAAUAUGCCUUCACCAGCUAUGGCAUUAGCCCACAGGCCAAGCAAUGGUUCAGUAUGUACAAACCCAUCACCUACAACACAAGUCUGCUCACAGAAGAGACCGACUCCUUUGUGAACAAGCUGGACCCCAGCAAAGUGUUCAAGAGUAAGAACAAGAUCUUAAUCCCCAAAAAGAAAGGGCCUGUGCAGCCUGCCAGUGCCCAGAAAGGACCUGUGCCUGUAGCUUCUCCUACCCCUAAAUCUUCCUCUGGCUCUGCAAAUCCUAUCCGAAAAUAAGCAUCCCAUCAACCUCAGAGCAGUGAUAUCAGAGCACGGAUGCCCUGGGGUGGCCCCAUCCUCACACACUUUGUGACUGCAGGCAUUCUCCAAAGGCCAAGAGUUGGAAAGCCCACACUGAAUUAUCCCCAGGAGUUCUUUAACCCCGUAAGUUGUGCUAAUUCCUUCUCCAAAACCAGCUAAGACUUUCAGAUGUAUCUAGAGGGUUUUGUUUCCAUGUCUGUACCCAAUCCUUAACGAAGUCUUAGCAGUAGUUAAAGAGGUCCUUCACAAUAAACCCACGGCUCAGCUCAUGAAACAUCGGUAACCACCUCAGAUAGGAAAACUUUACACCCUCAGGCGCAUUGGUCACAUCCCAAAUAUGCACAUGAUAGUGGAUUCCAGAUUGGAUAACCCUGGGAUAGCAUUUCAUGCGAACAUUUUCAAACUGUUAAUGUAUAAUGUUGAUGAUGUAAUGCUAUAUGUUUUGAGAAGACACUUUUCAGAGACACAGUCUUGUGUUCUCUACAACGUAUACCAUAAACAUAUCUCACUUGAGUUUCUUUUUUUUAAUUCACUAUAAAAUCCCAUGUUCCUAAUCAUUUACCUAUAAGGAAGUUUGUUUCCAGCUUUGUUGUUGAUAUGUCUAUAUUUGCCAAAACCAUCUUUUUAAAGAUGCUGUGUUUUAUCUGUUAAAGCCCCUGGUAUUCAUUUGCAGAUAAAGAGAGUCUGUUCACAAGAA
Molecule: messenger RNA, 1705 nt
Organism: Mesocricetus auratus (golden hamster)
Lineage: Eukaryota; Metazoa; Chordata; Mammalia; Rodentia; Cricetidae
Gene: Tpgs2
Product: tubulin polyglutamylase complex subunit 2
Exons: 7
Coding region: 100-984 (294 amino acids)
Biological process (GO): protein polyglutamylation
Source: RefSeq, a predicted model, not a curated record